This is a messenger RNA of Dipodomys spectabilis (banner-tailed kangaroo rat), 1593 nucleotides long. RefSeq names its product MAP3K12 binding inhibitory protein 1 (gene Mbip). Bases 53 to 1087 code for a protein of 344 amino acids. Gene Ontology annotation, cellular component: cytosol. The record is from RefSeq and is a predicted model, not a curated record. The transcript is spliced from 9 exons. Lineage: Eukaryota; Metazoa; Chordata; Mammalia; Rodentia; Heteromyidae.
GAGCUUCGGCGCGUCGCUCCGCAGCGGCGGUGGGGGCGGCAGCGAAAGUGUCAUGGCUGCUGCCGCGGAGCUUAGUUUUCCCAGCAGCGGUGACAGGGACCUGGAACGAAGUUGCAGCCCUCAUCUCUCCCAAGAAGUGCUCUGCGAAAUUUUUCGGUCGCUGCACACGCUGGCUGGACAGCUUAACCUCAAAGAUGAUGUGGUGAAAAUUACAAUCGAUUGGAACAAGCUCCAGAGCCUCUCAGCAUUCCAACCUACAUUGCUUUUUAGUGUGCUUGAGCAACACAUUUUGCAUUUACAGCCUUUUUUAGAAAAACUUCAACCUCUGAUUAAGGAGGAGAAGCCAGCUGCUGUUGAAGAGAUAGAAAAAACAGAAACUAUGAACAAGGAUGAACUAAAUGCCAAAUUUCCUAGUGGUGAUCAACAAGAGGAAGAAAAGCAUAAAGAUUGUGAUUUAGGAGAUGUGAAAAAGGCACAGAUCCAUUUUGAUCCAGAAGUAGUUCAAAUAAAAGCUGGAAAAGCAGAAAUUGACAGAAGGAUAUCUGCAUUUAUUGAAAGAAAACAAGCUGAAAUAAAUGAAAACAACGUCAGGGAAUUUUGCAAUGUUAUUGAUUGUAAUCAAGAAAAUAGUUGUGCAAGAACUGAUGCCAUUUUUACCCCUUACCCUGGAUUUAAAAGUCACGUAAAGGUUUCUAGAGUUGUGAAUACAUAUGGGCCACAAACUAGACCUGAAGGAAUCCAAGGGUCAAGUCAUAAACCUGCCAGCAUGUUUCGAGAUUGUGGUAAUCAGGCUGUGGAAGAACGACUACAGAAUAUUGAGGCUCACUUGCGAUUGCACACAGGUGGUCCAGUGCCAAGAGAUAUUUAUCAGAGAAUUAAAAAACUUGAAGAUAAAAUCCUUGAAUUGGAAGGAAUCUCUCCUGAAUAUUUUCAGUCUAUUAACUUCUCUGGCAAAAGAAGAAAAGUUCAACCACCUCAACAGAACUAUUCUCUGGCUGAACUUGAUGAGAAAAUUAGUGCCCUCAGACAAGCCCUACUCAGAAAAUCAAGAGAAGCAGAAUCCAUGGCAGCUCACCACCUUCCUUGAAGAACUCCCCUUUUUGUACUUGUCAUUUUCCUUUUUAAUAUACACAUAUAUAACUUACACUGUAAUCAAUUAAAUGGAUGUCUGCUUAUCAUUGUAAACUUUCUGUGAAAUCAAGGUUUGUUUUUAGGUGACUCUCGCUAGCAGCAAGUAAUUUUCAAGUAUUCCAAUAAGAUUUGAAAUAAUGGAUGCAAUGAAAAAGCAUUAUUGGAAUUUGUUCCCUUCUGUUUUAAAGAAGGACUUUGGAAAUCGAAAAGACCUAAUUUGAAAGUAGUGGUGUUUCUGUUUGUUUUUGUGAACCACAAAAAGGAAAAUUAUUUUGAUAAUAUUUAAAGUACUUUAUAUUUGUAACAUUGGGUAACCAGUUUAUCAGUUUAAAUUAGUAUUUUGCACAUGAGUACUCAACAAAAAUGUAUUGCUUGAGAUGAAUUUUAAAUGCAAUAUAUAAACUUUAUUUUUUGUUUUUCAGAUGUCAGUUUUAAUGUAAAUAAAUAAUAGAUCCAACUUUA